Molecule: messenger RNA, 4907 nt
Organism: Saccostrea cuccullata (small rock oyster)
Lineage: Eukaryota; Metazoa; Mollusca; Bivalvia; Ostreida; Ostreidae
Product: terminal nucleotidyltransferase 4B-like
Exons: 11
Coding region: 132-2159 (675 amino acids)
Biological process (GO): RNA 3'-end processing
Cellular component (GO): nucleolus; TRAMP complex
Molecular function (GO): poly(A) RNA polymerase activity; mRNA binding
Source: RefSeq, a predicted model, not a curated record
AUGUCGGCUUCUCCGACGACAAGAUUCGAAGUCAGCAGUUGUACAGAUUGUGACCGAAUGUAAGUGAAAUUGUGUGAACUGGGACGAGGGAAAUAAUUCCUUCCUCUAUUAUUUUAAAAACAGAAGUUUGAAUGGAUCCAAGAAUAGCUUGGUAUGUACCUGAGCAGUUAGGAUUAGCCCAUGACAUUUGGACGAGGAUCAUUGAGACCCAGAUAGGCGUGGAUAAUAUGUCGCUGAACAAUUCAAAUCAUAAUUUGGACCAGAGACCACCAGAAUUUAUUUCUCUCAGUGUAAAUAACAAUCUAGCCCAGAAACAUGCGCCUACGAAUAAGCAAUAUAAUAUUCAGAAUCAACAGAACAGCUUUAAAAGAAAACGAGAGAACAAGGCCAGCACUUACGGUCUGAACCAUUCGUCCUACAAACAUUUUCUGCAUGAACAUGGUGGAUUAACACCCUGGAUCCGAAAAGGAAAGGACUACCCACCAAAUGUCAUAGGGCUACAUGAAGAAAUUAAAGACUUUUAUGAAUAUAUGUCACCUACUGCAGAAGAAGCAAACAUGAGGAAUGAGGUCGUUCAGAGAAUCAAAGAUGUUGUCAAAGACCUUUGGCCAGAUGCAAAGGUGGAAAUAUUUGGAAGUUUUAAAACAGGGUUGUACUUACCAACAAGUGAUAUUGAUUUGGUUGUGUAUGGAAAAUGGGACAGUUUACCUUUGUUCACCCUGGAAAGAGCUUUGAGAGAACGAUGUUAUGCAGACCCAGCCUCUGUGAAAGUGCUAGACAAAGCUUCUGUUCCAAUUAUCAAAAUGGUGGACCUCCAAACUGAAGUAAAGGUGGACAUCAGCUUCAAUACACAAAACUCUGUGGAAAGUGCUCAACUUAUCAGCAAAUUCAUGACUGAAUACCCAAAUUUGAAAUAUUUGGUGUUGGUGCUGAAACAGUUCCUCUUACAAAGAGAUCUGAAUGAAGUGUUUACAGGGGGAAUUAGUUCUUAUAGCCUUAUCUACAUGACAGUCAGCUUCUUUCAGCUCCAUCCAAGGUACGACGCAUUGGAGCCAAAUGCGAAUCUUGGAGUUUUGCUGAUUGAAUUUUUUGAACUGUACGGAAGGAAUUAUAACUACUUGAAGACAGGAAUAAGAAUUAAAAACGGAGGGUCAUAUGUCCCGAAAGACGAAAUUCAAAGAAGCAUGGAAAAUGGCUAUAGAUCGUCUAUGUUGUGUAUUGAAGAUCCAUUGACAAAAGGAAAUGACAUAGGGAGAAGUUCGUAUGGUGCUAUGCAAGUGAAACAGGCCUUUGAAUAUGCCUACAUAGUUUUGAGUUACACAGUAGGCCCACAAUAUAUGUUUUCAAGAAAGCCGAAGCAUAGCAUACUUGGUCGAAUAGUUCGAGUGACGAAUGAAGUCGUGGAGUACAGACAUUGGAUAAAAAUGACAUUCCCUCGUAAAAUCCCAGAAAACAACAUGUUGGAUUCCAGGAGCAGAAGCUAUGCAAGCGUUGCCAAUGGCAGCAAAGCAGUGGAAGCUAAAAACGAUGUCGGUAACGAAAGCAGCAAGAGGUGUAAUGAGGAUGGAUCAAAGCCCUGCAAUCCAGAGAGUGAACAGUCUGACUCGAGUUCUGUGUACAAAUCCAGCAGCAGCUCUGCCAGCAGUAGCUCCACGUCUAGUCUUACCAGCGACACGGACUCUGAACCUGAUCCACAACAACAAACAGAAAUAGAAGUGACGAAAUCAACCCCUACAACUCCAGUCAAAACAGAGAAAAAGACAGCUGUAGUCAGUCAGGAGUACACACGUAGUAGAGACAGGGCGCAUAGCAACAGUAAACAAAGGACAGGUUCAUCCAAAAGUCGAGACACUAGUUGUAGUAGUGUGUCCUCCACUCAUUCGGCCGGAUCUAACAGAACUAAUGUGAACAGUGGACACAGGGGUUACAGCAACAGUUAUGAGAACCGCGGAAACAGCAAUAGAAACUCUGGUCACUACGACAGCGGACCGUCGAGAAAAGCAUAUCACGGAGGAAGUGCUCAAAACAAAAACGGCUAUGACAGUGGCCGAGUUCACACAUGGACGUUCAGUAGCAACAAGAAGAAGAAAAACACGGGAAAUGGGUACGGCUACAACAAGAGGGACAGUUAUCCAAGUGCUACUGCCGGCCACAGGUAACCUCUACUGAGGCCCGGGGUGGCAGUAUUCAAUGGUGCCCUUCAAAGUGUAAGAGGAGAUCUUUGUGUGCGUUUUGUGUGAUGUGUGUGCUUGUCUUAUUACUUGGUGCCUCAUAUAUCGAGUUCGAGUGGCAUAAAAAUGAAUAUGGAUAGAAAAUAACUUUUUGUGUGAGUUAUGAUCAUAAGAUAAAUAUAUGUAAAUUGUAUACAUGUCUCAAGAUAUUAUGUUAUUGUAAAAUGAUGUGAAUAAGAUUUAUUUUGGAGACUCAUUUUUUUUUUUUUCUGUACAUGUCUGUUGAAAAGUUUUUUUUUCCUCCUGAAUUUGUUAUUCAAUACCAAAUGUAUUUCAACAAUCCAAAUCAUUUACUUUAAUUAGAAAUAUGUUAAAUUAUGUAUGAAUUGUUCUUAAGAGAUGUAAAAUUGGGUAAAAAAAAUCAUAUUUUAAACGGGCAUAUUUCCUUGUUCACAUCACAGUAAAAUUAUGUGAUAUCAAUGAUUUAUGUGAUAUAUUUUUCCAUUUUUCACCUCACCGUGUUGAAAAGAAAAGUCUAUUUUCCAUUUUUUACCCCACUCUCACAUUAUUAUUAUUUUUGGGGGGGGGCAAAAAAUAUACCAUAGAAUUUAAUAGAAUCAUUGUGUAAAAAUCAUUGCAUCAAACUGAAAGACAAUGGAUUCCUAGUUAUUGUUCAUAAUGUACAUUGUUUUUAUGAGGAAUAAUAAUGUUGGAUUCAAAAGAAUCUCGAUAAUUAAAAGCACAAUAUAAAAUAUGCAAAGGUCUUGAUUCACUUUUUAUCAUGCCAUUUUUAUUUUCAAACAAUGUUGUGUUAUUUUUAAAUACUGUUUUAUUGUGAAUUUCGGCUUGUUUUAAAGCUGUAUUUUAAACAAGUUGUGUUGUUUGAGAGAGUCGUGUUGAACACAGACUUUCGAAAAAAGAAAAGUCAGUUUUCUACACAGAUCAUGUGUCAAUUAUUUUUCCCUGUGCCUUUUCAUGAAUGAACUACUGUAAAGAAUUGAAUAGGUGCUUUUUAUAUACAUCAGAAUAGACCUAAAAACUUACCACUAAUUGUGCCAGCAAUCAGGUAUUAGUGCUGACCAUUUUGCAUGGUUAUUUUUUUUUUCUUUUUAAAAUACCCAUAGGAAUUCUUUAUUUUUACCAUUUGCAAAUUAAAGAAGCGAUCUCUCUUACUUUGUAUUCUUAAUUUCUUUUUCUUCCCUAUCUUUCGUAUUUCUUUCUCUCUUUUUCUUCCUGUUUGUCCUGCUUUCUAUCUCUCUAAUUUUUUUUGUUUACAACAGUCACGAAAAGCUUUUACAAUGUAUUUUGCUAAGGCAACUUAGUUGUAGCUUCCAUAAAUAUUGAAAGCCAGAUACUUUAAAAUGACAGCUAUUGACAUUUUUUUGUGCGUGUGUAUAUAUAUACGAGACUUUGUUGUACAUGUAUUGAUAUUAAUAAUAUUGUGCAAUUAUUCUGGUUAUUAGAGAAUUGGAAAUAUGGAAAAGAAAGAGGACCAAUAUGAUUCAAGUUUUGUUUGUUUCAAUGUAUAAUACGUUCAUUUAAUAGACACCCAUUAGAUCAUGAAUGGGUAAAAAAAAGUACAAAAUCAAAAAAAAAUGUGUAUGAUAUUUUAUUGGAAAAGAGGAAAAUUCAAUGCAUCACUUUUGUUUGGAACCUAUAUUUAACAUAGUGAUUUUAUGUAUGUAUGUAUGUGGAACAAAUCGUUGUAGAGCACAUGAAGUUAUUAAGCCAGAUUUUCUUCUUUUUGUCCCCCCACUCAGUUUAGGUUGAUUAUUUUAUCCUAUCAAAUCAGUAUCCUAUUAAUGAAAUGACUACGGUGUAAUUUAGAGAUGAUCCUUGAAAUCCAUUUCUCAAGCAAACUGAGGUAGAUUGAUGAAGAGUUGGGAAAUCUUUCUAGACAUUUGGUCAUUGGUAAAGAUAACAUCUUAUAUGUAUUAUGAGAAAACUGUUUAUUGAGUGUUUGAGUUCAUUGUUCAUUUUUUAUCAAACUUGGUAUACAGGCAAUGGCAUUGACCCCUUGUAUAUAAGUGAAAGGUGAAUGAAGUGUAAAAAAUUUUACAAAGACAAUCCAUUUUGGUGAUAAUGAAAAAAAAAAAUCUCCACCAUUCAUAUCCAAUUCAUGGUAUUUUUUGAUUUUAAUAUUUUAAAAUCUCUUUUUUUUAAAAAAAUGUUCUUUCCUUCUUUCUCUGGUUUUAAAAUUGUGACUAAAUGUAUAUUUUCCUUCCUUCUUUCUCUGGUUGUAAAACUGUGACUAAAUGUAUUUUUUCAUGUAUCUAAAGUUAUCAGAACACAUAUCUGCUAGUUCAUUUGUAAAUGUUAUUAUAAUCUCUAGUCAUUUUUCCUAUACCCAGCUGUUUAUUUAAGUACUGAUUCAGAAUACCAGACAUGGUAUACUGAGGAAUUAAGUUCAUAUUAUGGCAGCAAUUUAAUUCAAGUAAAUGUGUAUGUUUCUUUUAUUGAUGAACAUCAGGUUUAAAAAUUAGCAUUUCGGUUCUGGGGGGGAAGGGAUGAAAUAUAAAUACUUUUAAUUUUCUGUUUUUAUGUGAAAUGAAAAUGCCUUUGACUUCAUGUGAUUCUCAAGUUUAUAAUUUUUGUGCAUAGAAAAGAUCUGUGCCCAUUUUCAGUUAUAAUAAUUAUUGUUGAUAUGUUUUAUUUCACAAUGUUAAAUUUGUCAUCAUUUUUGUAUGAAAGAAAAAAGACAAAAAAAGUUGAAAAAAAUAAAGGCAUUAAAAAAUA